CAGACCCAUUUAUGGUAGAUGUGCUCUCUUACUCAAUAUUCUCGGUGUAAACCGAAUGAGCACCGUUAAUUUCCGCGUACCUUUGAGGAAGUGAAGCUUGAAACCACGUACUGAACUUACAAUCAAGAAGGCAACGGAAGACUCACGAAGCUUGGCGUACUAUUUGAUAUAUAAAAGUCACUCGUUCGAGUGCUUCUACAUAUCCCAGCAUUUGUUGAUCGAGUCAUAUUCUCGUGCUAUCAUCAUGACUACAUCCUUCAAGAUACUUUGCGUUUCCCAGUUUGUCAUCGGGUUUUUGAUGCUUGUGUUCGGCUUGGUCGAUCGACUCAAGGUAAAACUCCCAUACAGCUUCGUGAUGUUUCCAAUUUGGAUCGGCAUUUUGGCGGCCAUCGCUGGCUCUUGGGGCAUCUUGAUUGGAAAUUACUAUCAAAGAAGAGGUUUCCAUGGGCCGAGCAUGUUGUCAGGGCUGAGAGCGAUUAACAUCGUAUGUGCUGGACUUGCCUUCCUCUCAUUGUACUUUUAUGUAGGUACUUUAUCAGCCUUAGCCUACGCAGAUAAUAAUGUAGUGUCUUUUUAUGCAUCGCCGCACCCUCUCGAAAAAGGCAUAACAUCUGUGGUCAUAAUCCUUUCCGGUGCUGAGAUGCUCUGUGGAGUUUGGUUGGCCUUGUUGAACAAAGAAGUAAUGUUCCUGGGGUCUACGUCACCCAUUCAACAACAGCAUCAGCAGCAGCAGCAUCAGAAUUUUCAGUUUCCUGGGGCGUAGAUCAAUUCUGGAAGUACGCCAUAGCUCAUUAACUUAAGCAGCUUUUGUAAGUUAGUAUUUGUGUAAGUUAGAAUUGUGUUUUUGGAUAAAGCGGAUUGUGGAGCCAAACUGACAAAGCACUGUACCCCUUCGUUCCUCUAACCCUUUUACACAGUUUCCUAGAUAUUAUGAAAGUAAAAGAAUUAAAGACAGAUUGAAUUUGAAAGACAGAAUUCUAAUGACGGAAAGAAAGAGAGAGAGAGAGAGAAGGAAAGAAAGAGAGAAAGAAAGAAAGAAAGAAAGAAAGAAAAUUAAACAAACAACUCUAUUCUGAGGCACCUGAAUUGUCUUAAAUGGCAUCUCGUUUCAAUUCGUCGUAAUUAGGCAACUAUUAAAUGAGAAUAUAGUGUUUCAUUGUCGCUUCCUUGCUAAACAAUAUUCGAUUAAUCGAAGCAUAAUACCAGUCCUAUGCCGGAACAUCUGGCGGGAACGUUUUUCAUUAAUGAUUUGUAACGUCCUAGUACUUGUUUAAUAGCUAUAAGAAUGACACGUAUUAAAGCUGAUAUUUUAUCCG
Molecule: messenger RNA, 1316 nt
Organism: Actinia tenebrosa (Australian red waratah sea anemone)
Lineage: Eukaryota; Metazoa; Cnidaria; Anthozoa; Actiniaria; Actiniidae
Source: RefSeq, a predicted model, not a curated record